This is a messenger RNA of Eruca vesicaria subsp. sativa (arugula), 486 nucleotides long. NCBI's taxonomy places the organism in Eukaryota, Viridiplantae, Streptophyta, Magnoliopsida, Brassicales, Brassicaceae. The record is from the annotation of a GenBank genome assembly.
AUGGGAGAGAUUGUGUUUACAGAGAAGCAAGAAGCUUUGGUUAAGGAGUCUUGGGAGAUACUGAAGCAAGAUAUAUCCAAAUACAGCCUUCACUUCUUCUCACAGAUACUGGAGAUAGCACCAGCAGCAAAAGGCAUGUUCUCUUUCUUAAGAGACACAGAUGAAGUGCCUCACAACAAUCCUAAACUCAAAGCUCAUGCUGUUAAAGUCUUCAAGAUGACCUGUGAAACAGCAAUACAGCUGAGGGAGAAAGGAAAAGUGGUUGUUUCUGACACAACCCUCCAAUACUUGGGCUCUGUUCAUCUCAAAAGCGGUGUUGUUGAUCCUCACUUUGAGGUGGUGAAAGAGGCUCUGUUGAGGACUCUGAAAGAAGGUUUGGGGGAGAAAUACAAUGAAGAAGUGGAAGGAGCUUGGUCUCAAGCUUAUGAUCACUUGGCUUUAGCCAUUAAGAACGAGAUGAAACAAGAAGUCUCAGAAAAACCCUAA